AUGACCGCGUCGGUGCGCGCGUCCACCCUCGCGCGUGUACAUACGGCACUGUCCCUCGCUGCUUUCCUCAGUGCUCUCAUCAUUGGCUGUACUCUACAUUAUAAGAAGAUCGUGAAGAAUGGCGUGGCUGGUUGGCCUCAAGAAUGGUUCCCGAGUGUGUCUGCAACAAUCGGCGACUGGUACCCAGAGCGCAACAUCUUUCAACUUCUCAUUGCUCUCAACGCAGGUCCUCGCUUUGCUGUUCUCUUGCUCUCCUAUUGUAUAACGCGGGCUACGCAACCUUCGCGCUCUCUGCUCCUGCUAUGUACCGGCAUCAUCCGCACCCUAUCGUGCGGCGGCUGGGUCUUUGUAACAUCGUCUGACUCGGGCGACACGCACGACUUCCUGAUGAUUCUGUACAUCGUCUGCGACUUACCAUGGAUGUGGGCCGGACUCGACAGCGCCGGGCGACGAGCUCGCAAAUGGCGACUGAUAAGCGCUUCUGCGUUUUGGCUCAGUCUUGUACCCAUGAUCUACUUCUACGUUCAGCACAAGGUGCAUCGCGUUCCUGGUGCAUAUACGCGCUACGCCUUCUUCGAGUGGAGCCUCAUCUUCCUCGACAUUGCGUACGACUCGACAUCAGUGAUGCUCUUUGACGAUAGCAAACUCGAGCUCACCAUAACUGUACCCGACGGAGCAACACUGCCCAUACCCAGCAAUGACAAAGCGAACGAAAUAGCCAAUGAGACGCCUUCACAGCCAGUGACUGUCCAGAUAGUCGACUCUUUCUCAGCUGCAGAACUAUCAUUCACAGCCCAAGUCCGCGAAUUCACCUCCUUUGUAUCUGAUGUAUAUCUCGCCUACGUAUCAUGGACGAUCAUCACUGCUCUUCCUGUCAGCCUCUUCUACUUCUCCAUAUGGAAGCUUGCGCUCGCCGGUCCCGAGUUCACGACAUUGGCGACACUGUCUCCUUUCUUGCUCGCUCUUCCUAUCAUUCGUCGCUGGGUUGGAACACGACAUGCACAAGUGGGACUAUCUGCCUUCGGCCUCAUGUGCUUGGGAGCGUACAGAAGCGAAAGUGUCGUAUCACGGCUGUUGGCGAUUGCGGCGGGCACGAUCGCUACAUGUCUGAGACUGGCUGGUGAAUGGGAUAGUCCUCGAGUAGGGUAUCAUGCAGUCGUGUGUGUCCUCGGACUCCUUGUUUCAUCGCUUUCGAAGCAUCUGAACGACGGGAAUAACCCACUGUGGCCCAUCGUUGACGAGAACUCUGGCGGUCACCAUCGAAUACUCCUCACUCUCGGAGCGCUCGCCCUCGUCGAGCAAGCAUUACGUCAAGCAUCGUCACCACCACCGCCACCCGCAUCUGCACCGGCCUUAGAUCGACGGACUGAACAAUGGUUGGCACCUACCCUCGCGCUCGGCGCUUCUUUGUACGGUUUGCACGAACGGUUCUCAGACCCCGCAACACUGGUUGCCUGGUCCUGGGUCGGAUUUGCCGGUCCGAAGACCGGUCCGCAUCCGCACACCCAUGCCGCGCUCGUGUUCGUGGCUUCGGCUGUGGGCGCUGCACUUCCUGCUGUAUUCUCGGCCGAGUGCUUCAUCACUAUCGCUAACCGUCAUGGAACGGAGAAGACAACCGACAACGACUACGCCGUGACGCGUGCGCUGCCCGAUAUCCUAUUGCACCCGCUGUUCUACCUCGUCACCGCGCUCCCUUCAUCGUACCUCCUCAUAUACUCCUCCCGCUGGCCCGCAUACAUUGGCGCUCUACUGCAAGUGGUCCUCCUGGGAGCUUCGUUCCCGAUGAUACUGGCAAAUGCGGCUCGCGCUGCGCGUGCGAGAGGAGCAGCGAGAGUCUUCGGUGGCGCGUGGGUUGUAUGGGUCGUCUUCCUCUUUGCGGGGACGUUCACGGUCGCGUACGCGUUCGUACCUGGCGCUGGGCCGUUUCGAGAACACACCGAUCUGGUUCUCGCUGCUCAGAUGCUCAUGCUCGCUCCCUCAUUCAACUGGCGCUCCCUACUUGGCGGUAUCACCAAGUCCACGACUUUAAUCGAGCCCCUUCCAGCUCUACCUUCUGGAACUCGCGCGCGGACAUUGGGUCUGGCUGCAAUCCUCGCCCUCGCUGCGAUAGUCACUCCUCUCUACCAGCCCAGCUUGGUACCGGCUCCGCACUCCCUGCACGCUCGCGCGCGGACGUUCAACGCUGGUAUAUGGACUGUGCAUUUUGGUCUGGAUGAUGCCGGGCGGGAUAGUCAGAGGCGAAUGCGAGACCUCAUCGGCGAUAUGCAGCUUGAGGUUGUAGGACUGCUGGAGACGGAUCUCCAUCGGCCCGUAUAUGGCAAUCGUGACCUGACGCGAGUGAUGGCGCGUGAACUGGGAUACUACGUUGACAUUGGACCAGGACCGAACAAGCAUACCUGGGGCGCGGUCCUUCUCUCCAAGUUCCCAAUCCUCUGGAGUAAACAUCACCUUCUACCGUCACCGGAUGGUGAACUUGCUCCUGCGAUUGAGGCGGUUCUGGACGUAUAUGGGGCGAAGGUUACUGUUGUGGUCGCUCACAACGGACAGGAGGAGACGCCGCUCGAUCGUGAGUUGCAGGCGAUGGCGCUGGCGAAGAUCAUGCGUAGUAGCGCGUUCCCCGUCGUCUUCCUUGGAUACGUGGUCACCAAGCCACAUGCAUCGCGUCCUGCGCCGUACGAUAUCAUGGUCAACGACGGACGUGUCCACGACAUCGACGACGAAGACUGGGACCGCUGGUGCGAGUACAUCUUCUACCGCGGUCUACACCGCACAGCCUACGCGCGCGUCUCACGGUCGACGAUCACGGAUACCGAGCUGCAGAUCGGACAGUUCUCCGUGCCAAGAGCUGGGAGAGUUAAGGAAGAUGGUGCGCGGAGGCUCAUGGAGCGCGAAAGGAGAUACAUCAGGUCUUGGAAGGAGGACAUGCCGCGCGAGCAUUGGUUCCCGCAGGAGUACUACGGGAACGAGAGGGAAGGGGGGAAGAGAGGGCAUUUCUAUCAUGUGUUCAACACGCCAUUGUAUUACCAGAUCCCGCCAGAACUGGACGCUCCAACGUCGGAGUGA
Peniophora sp. CBMAI 1063 is the source of this 3063-nucleotide messenger RNA. NCBI's taxonomy places the organism in Eukaryota, Fungi, Basidiomycota, Agaricomycetes, Russulales, Peniophoraceae. The record is from the annotation of a GenBank genome assembly.